ACUAGAGGGUUUGAAACUGGUCAGAUGAGACAGGUGCGGGAGACAGGAACUGGUUCUCAGGGUAGUUUGGAGUCAGUUGGGGGCAGUGUGAAAAGAAAGCGGGAGCGUGCGGAUGAUGCGCGGCAUGAGGAGAGGCUACUGGGAUGUGGGAGGGAUGUUGUUGACAACUGGUUGGGGGGAUUCGGAACUGGAGGAUGGCUGGAGAGAGGGAGAAAUGGAGCAGCGGUACUGUUUCACGGAGACUUUAAGCGUGGUGGCUUGGCUAGUACCAGAAAAGACAGAACACAAAAUGGAAAAACUGAGGCAGGAAUAGAGCCCCCCCUGGAAGCAGGAGUUAGUGCUGGGAAGUGCGGACUUAGUUAUAUGAAUCUAGGCGUAUACUUGAUAAGAAAAAAUGUGCAGCAGCGCACUGACAGGUGUUUAGUUGAAGUCAAUCGGGUUGGCGCUGGGGACAUUGCACCAGGGAGUGACAGUGCAGCUGCUGCAAGGGGAGCUAGAACGAGGGGCUUCUUUGUGGGAGGAGGAGGAGGAGGAGGAGGAGAAGGAGAAGAAGAAGUUGCACCUGUUGUGGGUGGCUUUACGGCUGGUGGGAGCAAUUCCGCAGGAAGGGAUGGUGCUGUGAGAGACUUCAUGAAAAGCAAGGGAGCUAGAGAAGACGGUGCCAGGGUGUUGCAGUGGUAAGAGAUUUUCCAGUCAGCUCAAGGGUUGACUGAGACACGAGAGUGGAAAGGUCUAACUGUUAUGCAACUUGCAGAGGAGAGCAGCAGAGGCGCACAUUCACUGGGAAUUGCAGGGAAUGGAGCAGCAGAAAGUGUCGCUGAAGCUCUGCAGCAGCAGCAGCAAACAGUGUUGCGUGCAGGAGAGUGUGCAGGUGCGCAUGCGGGAGAGCAUGCGGGAGAGAAUGCGCGAGAAGCUGUGGCACAAGGGUUUCAGCAGCAGCCAACUUUGCAUGGGUGGCGGACCUUUGAGGCGUGGAGAGCUCAACACUUCAGGAACCAGAGGGCACCCUUGUCACUCAAUCCGGCAAUGCAGCAGCUGCCGUCUUUUUCAGGGUCGUCAAGGAAUGGAGCAGCAGAGCUGGGUCCAGCUACACCUCUUUUGCGUGGAGAAGCUUCUCCUUAUAUUCGUGUGCGAAGCUCACCACUCGUACAAGGUGCCGAAUUCCGAGGAGAUCAGCUUGACAAGGUGCCGAGGAUACCCGAGGGGCAGAUUUUUGUGGCGGCACAGAAGGCAGGGGAUACGGCCAAGGAACCUCUGCAAUUUUUGGGAGGACUCGAGGGCAGAGACCAGAUCACCACUGAUUGUAUAAAGACUGCUGAAAGGCCGGAGAGGAGCUGGUGGAAGACAGGGGCUGUGGGGACCAAGGGAACCCUUGAAGCUCAACUGCAGAACCUCCUUGCACCAAAUGUGAAUGAGGAAGUCGUGGGAGAAGCUGGAGACGGUAUCAAGACAGCUCGGAAGCAGGAGAAACUAUGGUGGAUAUCAGGAGCUGUGGGGACCAAGGGUGAGUUUCUUGGAGAACUCCAGAAUAUUCCUGCACGGCAGUUGAGUGAGGGAGCCGCCGGUGUGCCUUCCCUAGUAGCAACUCAAGGGGUAUUGCAAGAAAGGUGCCUUGCUACAGAGAUAUUUACCAGGGGAGCUGUUCAGCGGAUCAGCCCAGCAGGAAGUUAUGCAGCAGCACGUCCUGCUACAUGCCCUGCUAGGGUUUCCACAGUUUUGCCACCUGUUUCUUUGAAUACCUUGAUGCCUGUGCAUGACACAUGCUAGUUGGUUUUAGUGGAAGUGUUUUUAGGCCCUUCGUGAUGGAGGUGGCUUCGUAUGUACUGGUAUGCUUGACUGGAAUAGAUGGGUUGUAGUACCUGGUAGCCAUCAGUUGAUACCUCCG
Molecule: messenger RNA, 1885 nt
Organism: Closterium sp. NIES-67
Lineage: Eukaryota; Viridiplantae; Streptophyta; Zygnematophyceae; Desmidiales; Closteriaceae
Source: the annotation of a GenBank genome assembly